UGUUUGUGAAAAGUAUAUAAAAUAACGUGUUGAUUCUUAUGUGCUAAAUAGUGAGCAAUAUAUAGCUAUCUCUUUCGUUUUUAUGUGCCUAUAUCAAGUGGAUUUUCUGCUUUUUAAUUGUCAAGUAGAAAAGAGAUUUGCCAUAAAGUAUUUUUGACCUUAAGAAUUCUAUAUUAUUUGUUGCAGUUUGUUAUAUAGAAUAUAAAAUACAGAUUAAUUGCCUUGCUUGUUUAUGUGCUGUGCUGAAAAGACCUAAAAGCGAUUAAAGAGAAAGGUGUAGAAAAAAUUCGAAAUAAAUUUUAGUUUAUUUUUAUUUUGAAUUAAAAGUGUCGGGGAGAGUAAAAAAAACCAGCUAGCAGUAAACGUACAACGCAGCUAAAAUGUUCUGGGACAAGGGUUAUACGCCUUCGCAAAAUAUAGAGUUACUUCUGGAAAAGGAGAAUGCUACAGUGGAGGAAUUUCUUGAUGAUGAAGACAUCCUACAGGAAUGCAGAACCCAGAAGAAAGGAAUUAUUAACUACUUUACCCGUUUUGAUGUCAUAAAACGAUUAAUUGAGUUAAUAACUACAGAACCUUCAGAUGAAUUGCCAAUGGUUCUCAAAUAUAGGCAUGCAAAUAUGGCUUGUGAGAUUUUGACACUUGGUAUACCGUCCUUAGAUGAAAAGCUAUUGUCAGAUGCUGACACUUUAAAAAUCUUAUACUCUUAUCUGGAAAAAGAACCACCGUUAAAUUCCUUGCUGUCAUCGUUUUUUAGCAAGACAUUUUGCAUGCUCUUUACUAAAAAGGCUGAACAAGAUUGGUUUUUGUAUCAACAAAUGUGCCUACAAUUUUUGGAAUAUCUUAAGUCACAAAAUAAUUUUUUGGAUUUAAUUUGUAAACAUUUCACAACACCCGUCAUACCCGAUUUAAUAUUGCAAAUGAUGAGAGACGUUGAGGGUGGACAACUAAAACGAAACUUAUAUGAAUGGCUUACUGAAGAUAAGCUCGUCGAAAGACUGAUUGCAAUACUUGGUAAUCCUGCAGAAGUUGAAAAGCAUUAUUUCGUAGCUGAUUUUCUCUGUGAUCUAAUACAACAAGGGCGCACAAUGCGUCAAACAGAAUCUGAAAAUGAUUCAUUUGAACCAGCGUUUAGUGGUUCAAAUCCAAUUUUAAAAACAAUAGAAAGUGUAUCUACAGUUACAGCCUUAUUAAAUGUGAUUUUGGAAGCAAAUGCGCUAGAAAGCACAAUCGUAUCAGGAAUAACAGUUGUACUUACACUUAUUAAACCCACUGCUUUUCUUGAUGAACCAAAUUCUGACCGCAUAAAAAUCCUACAUACUCAGGAGAAGGAUAUACAUGACCAAAUAAUUACGACUGUUGUAAGUGUGAUUGCACCCCGCCUUAACGAUUUUAGUACAAUAUUACGAAAUCCGCCAAAAAGACCUGAUAUCGUAACCACAGCAGGUGCAUUAAAACCACCAUUUGGAAAUACUCGAUUGCAGAUUUGCACCCUUUUUACUUUGUUAUUGCAAACAAAAAAUGAAGAUAUUACAAAGGCCAUCUGUGAGACAGACUAUUUUGAGACACUGCUUGAUCUGUUUAAGCAAUAUUGUUGGAAUAACUUUUUGCAUGGCGAAGUCGAAAAAUGUAUUCAAUUAAUAUUUUAUACAAAUCAAGCAUCAAACACAAAUAACUCGACCCAAGCGAGUACAGUAGCUAAUGAUGGUUCAUUUAGUAAAAAUGGUAACAACGGUGAAGGUUCAUCGUUUUUUGAUUUCGUAUUUAAGACUAGUGAUGAUAUUGGUGAUACUAAAAAUAAGGAAGCUGUUGUCGUAAACGAUAUAGCAGACAAAGAAGUGGGCGCAUGUGGUGAUACUAAUAUGGAGACCGAAAGUGAUAAAGAAGAAACCAAAAUUGAAGAAAAACCUAGUGAAGAGAAUAAAGACAUUGAAAUUGAAAACAAUGAUCUUGAACUUCAGCCAAAUGAAACUAACGAUUCACAAGAGAGUGAAAUCAACGAAAAUGACACUACGAAAAUAUCACUUGACAGUGGUCCGUCCGCAUUGCAACUACAUGUUAUUCAUAACUGUAAAAUAGUAUCUAGAUUAAUAGAUUGUUGGGAACAUAAUCGAACUAUGGAAGCUUCUGAAACACGUCGUCGCCUUGGCUACAUGGGCCAUUUAAUAAAAAUAUUUAAACAUAUUUCUUGUUAUAUAACAGAGUAUGAAUAUAUUGGUGCCUUAAUUGAGAGUAAUUUGAAUGGUGCAUCUGAAGUAGAAUCGUGGAAAACAAUUAUGUAUCCAGACGGUGAUCUCUCAAAAGCCUUAGCCACACAAAGUAAAAUGUUGGCCAAUUGCAUUGCCCAAGAAUCAGGCGACUAUAGCCAGCACCUGCCUAAAGACUUCCUUAAUGAUACCAGCACUUGGGACUUCUUAAUGUCAUCAGGUGUUCUAAACAAUUUGGAUUCCUUUACUGAUAACAGCACAACUGAUAUUAUAUUUGCUCUUGAAAAUGAUAUGUAUCGCAACGAUCCAAUUGAUAAUGAUGAUAACGUCGAAAGCGAUAUUUUGUUUCAGUUUGGUCGUAACAUUGAUGAUAAUGAUGAUGAAAAAAAUGAUGGAAACGAAGAUGGUCAUCCAUUGUUCAGUAGCAAAACAUCAACAUCAUUGCAUGCAAGACCACUGUCGUAUUCAUACAAAAACUCAAUAACUAAUCCAUGGGAUAAAAUAGAUCCUUUCACUGAUUUGUCUGGAACAAAUAGUUGUGCACCCUGGAAUGCUGAUUUCAGUUCAGAUAACUUUGCAGAUUUCGAUGCACAUUUUAGCUCCUUCGCCAGCGAUUUGGGUGACAGUUUAAUAGCUGCAUCUAAGGAGAGUACCACUAAUAUUGAACAACAUAAGAAUGAGAUUAAUGAGCAAUUUACCAGUGAUAAAACUGAAAAUAAAAAUAUUGAAGAAUAUGACAAUAAUGCUAAUGUAGAGAAAUCCAUUUCAUUAACAUCACUUGCUGCAUUCAAUAAGUUUGAAAAGGAUGACAAUAUAAAAAAUGAUAUGACCGCUAUAGUGCAAUCGUUGAACUCGGUAUUGCAGGGUUCUGAAGAUGAUUAUGAGGAUGAUGAGGGUAUGUGGACUAAGCCAUUAGGUGGCAGCGCAAUCGAUGAUGAUGUAAACGAAAAAGAUUCAGAGGGAAUUACAGCAAAUGGACCAAACAUUGGGCAGUUGAGUGCAAAUGAGAACUCUGAUAAAUUGUGUAACUCAAUCAUCAAUAGCACACCAGCUACUGCAGUUGUAGAAAAGUCAAAUUUAAAUGAAUUAAAUACUGAGGAUGAUAAAGGAAUGGAAAUUGAUAUUGAAAUAGACGGAAGAAAAGAGAACGUAACAGUAACAACAAAUAAAGAAAUACUAUCAAAUGUUUUAAAUACUGAAAAAGUUACUGAGACAAAUAUAACCAUACCAAAUGCAAUUGGGUCGACAUCAACGACUUCAUAAAUGUGCUGGAACACAUAUACACAUCAACACCAACACCAACAUCAACACGAAUACAUAUACAUAUGAAAAAAGCGCAUCUUAUAUAAAAUAACACGAUUAAUUGCUUUUUCGUUUUGUAUAAACUAUUUUUUUUAUACAUAAGAAGGUAUUCAGAGUAUAUAGACCAUGGUCUAUAUAUUGUCGAACACAAAAGCAAUGUGAUUGUGUUAAUGCAAAUCUUGUACUCAUUUUUGUUUUGAUUAUAGUUUAAAAGUAUAUUUAUUAAAAGUAAUUAUGAAUGGCAUUAAUAUAAAAAUAGUUAUUAAAUAUUUUUAUAUAUACCUAAGUAAAGUAAAGUACAUACCUACGUAUUCAAAAGGCUAGUACAACAAACAAAUUGUGUAUUAAUGCCCGCCCAAAGGAAGAGAUAUCCUCGCUCGCUCGUAUUUGCCAAUAAAUUUUUAUUUUAAUUUUUUGUUAUAUUAUUUUUUUCUUAUAUAAUUAUUAAUGAAUAUU
This is a messenger RNA of Teleopsis dalmanni, 3962 nucleotides long. RefSeq names its product serine/threonine-protein phosphatase 6 regulatory subunit 3 (gene fmt). Bases 381 to 3467 code for a protein of 1028 amino acids. Gene Ontology annotation, cellular component: cytosol; nucleus. The record is from RefSeq and is a predicted model, not a curated record. Lineage: Eukaryota; Metazoa; Arthropoda; Insecta; Diptera; Diopsidae. Gene Ontology annotation, molecular function: protein phosphatase regulator activity; protein phosphatase binding. The transcript is spliced from 14 exons.